Leptopilina heterotoma is the source of this 3614-nucleotide messenger RNA. Its product is annotated as ankyrin-1-like. The transcript is spliced from 2 exons. Lineage: Eukaryota; Metazoa; Arthropoda; Insecta; Hymenoptera; Figitidae. The record is from RefSeq and is a predicted model, not a curated record. Bases 251 to 3529 code for a protein of 1092 amino acids. Gene Ontology annotation, molecular function: protein binding.
AAAAAAAAUGUCGUUACAAAGCAUACAAAGUUAUCAUGAAAACAUGUGCAAAAAGUAUUAUUAAUUAUAGUGAAAAAGUUUAAAUGUUUUAUAAAUAAUUACUUGUAAAUGACAUACAGUGAACGUUACAAUUUUUACUUAUAACAAUGAUACAAGUAUCAGAAAUAAGGAGAUAAAAAUCAUCGAAAUUUGGAAAAAGUUGCAAAAUUUGAAAAUUAUUACAGAGUGAUUGUAAGAAUUUAAAAAAAAAAUGGUCAACAUUUAUAAAAUCGAUAAAAUUGAUGAAAUGGAUGAAGAGGAUAAAAUUGAUGAACUGGAUUUAGUGGAUAAAGUCGAUAAAAUAGAUGAAAUGGACGAAGUGGAUAAUAUCGAAAAUCAGGACAAAAUAAUGGACGAAUUAUACACUGCAAUUCAUUUCGGCGAUUUGAAGGAAUUGAAAAAACUAACAAAUUCUUUAUCCGAGACUAAUAAUUGGCAUCCUGACUACGAAAUGCUUUCGCUGGCAUUUUUACACAAACACCUAAAUAUCGUCAAUUUUUUACUCGACGAUAUAAAUUGUGAAAUUACCGGCAAUCACAAGGGAAAUUAUCGUGAAAAUUCACCAAUGCAUUCGGCAGUAUUACACGGUAAUUCAGCACUAGUGAGACGUCUCCUAGACAGAAAUGCCUCACUCGAAAUUCGCAAUAUCGACGGUUAUCUACCUCUCCACAUGGUCGUCUAUCGAAAUUCAAUAAUUUCCAAAAGUUCCCUAUCGCCCGAUAAUUUCGAGAAGGAAACAAAAAAUAUUAUCACCACACUUCUUAAUUAUAAUCAAAGAAUUUGUUGCUGCAUCGACGAAGUUGUCAAUUCCUACGAAAAAUAUGGUUACACUUCUUUGCAUUUGGCCGCCGAGUGUUCGAAUCUAAAAAUAAUUCCAAUUCUCCUGCAGGCGAAUGCAAAUUUCAACGCAACGACAGAAAUCGGUCAAACGCCCCUUCACAUUGCGACAAUAAACGGAAACAGUGAAAUAGUGAAUUUUUUACUUAAAAUCGGUGUUUCUGUUUUCAAAAAAGAUCAAAGGGGUAAAACCCCCCUUUGUUGGGCAAUCGAAAUGGAUCAUCGGGACAUUAUCGAGAUACUCGUGAAUUACAAACCUGUUUACCCGAAGAAAACCGUCAAAUACAUUCCGACUUUGAAGGACGAUUAUUCCUCUCUUCUGACAGCUGUGAAAAUGAAUAAAACCGAAUUGGUCAACUAUCUUCUGAGUAAGGGAGCGAAUGCCAACGUCUCGUGGAAAAAUGGAAUCACAGCCCUACACACUGCUGUGAAAAAUGCCUCGGACGAUAUGAUAAAAAUUCUCCUCCAGUAUAAAGCCGAUGUGAACGCAAUUGCACAAAAUCGAAAGACACCUCUUUACCUCGCAGUCGAGCACGAUCUUGAGAAUAUCGUCCAAUUUUUCCUAGAAAACGAACCAGAGAGCAGGAAAUCAAUCUACUUUCCCUGCGAUCAAGGUCUCACACCCCUUCACCUCGCGGUCAAGAAAGGCAAAGAAGAAAUCACCAAAUUAUUACUAAAGUUCGGUAAAAUAUUCUAUCAUCCCGAGUGUACGGAAUCAGUGCUUCACACCGCAGUUCAAGAGAAUCAAACCCGACUUCUAAAAAUUCUUUUGAAAACGAAAGGAAUUUCUGACUUUGAUUCGGGAAAAACGGCUUUGGAAUUGGCUGUCGAAAAAGGAUCCAUUGACACUGUAAAAGAGUUCUGUAUGUUUUACACCGAGAGCAAUGUUCAUUGGAAUGGUUAUGCGGCCCUUUAUGUAGCAGCGUUAAAUGGGAGGAUAAAUGUUCUGAAACUUCUCCUCGAGUACGGCGCUUGUCUGAAUACUCCCAGUGAUGAUUAUCUAACUCCUUUGAUAGCAGCCGCAGAAAAGGGGCAUUUGAAAAUAGUACAGCUCCUGAUAGAGAAAAAAGUAAAUGUCAACGAAACGGGACCAAGUGGAAAGUGUGCCUUACACUUUGCGGUCGAGAAUCAAUUCCCAAAAAUCGUCCAAAUUCUUCUCGAGAGUGGAGCAAAUGUCAACCAGCGAGCUUUGGGUCUAACGGCGCUACACUGUGCGGUCUACGUCGGCUCUUUGGAAAUUGUCAAACUUCUCCUCGAAAAAGGUGCGGACAUAAAUGCAAAAAAUCUCAGUGACGCUACGCCUCUAGUCACCGGAGUUCAGAAAAAUCAAACCGAAAUCGUGAAAUACCUGCUUGCUAACGGCGCCGAUGUUUACGUCACCGAUCACGAUAGUAGCAUAAAAUCCUUCAACUUCUGCAGCGAUUGCGUUUACGAUUUAAACACAGUCGGUAGUAUCCGACCACUUCUCGUCGCCAUCGACAACGGAAAUGAGGAAAUUGUCCUCACCCUUCUGGAAAAUGGUUGCUAUCCCGACGUCGUCGGCGAAAAAGUCUCACCCAUUCAUCUCGCGUCAUCAAACGGAAAUCUGCCGAUUGUGAAAAUUCUCAUUGAAUUUGGUGCCGAUUUAGGUUGGGUGUGUGCUGAAAAAUACACACCACUCUCACACGCCAUCGCCAGGGGACAGACGGAAACUUUUAUGCACCUCAUGAGUACUGGUAUCAAUUUCCAGGACAAUGAGAAUAAUUCCCAACUUCACAUCUCCCUGAAUCGUUGUCACAAGGACAAGAAGGUCGUUCAACUCCUCCUCGAUUUUGGAGCCGAUCUCAAUGCGAGAAAUUGCGAAAAUAAAAUCCCCCUUCAUUGCGCCUUCUCCAGCGAAAAUGAUCACGAGGAUGAGGAAUUAUUCCAACUUCUUCUCGAUUAUGGUUCGGAUCCAAGUUCCACGGACCAGGACGGUAACAAUUCUCUCCACCUGGCAGUUUUCAGCAACGAUUUCACAGCUACAAAAGUAUUACUCGACUAUGUGAGUAAUAAUUUUAGUAUAAAUUCCCUAAAUAAUAAUCAACGACCACCACUGCACAUAGUUGAUAAAUCAUUACAAGACGAAUUAAUUCUCUACGUUUAUAAAACAGAAUCACAACUCCCCGCUUCUGUUCGAUUGGCAAAAUUAUUUUUAACAAAACUUGCAUUUAUGGAAUCGAGACAAGAAUUUAUUAACAAGGAAAAUUUACAGUUAGCAAACGGGAAGAAUAUGGUGAAAUUUUAUCAACGAUGUAAAGACGAAUUGAACGAAAUGAAGGAGAAAAAAAUUUACGAACAAAUUAGUUACUAUGAUAUUUUAACGGAAAAUGAAACGCAAAUAUUAUUGUACUUGAAGAAUGAGAAAAUUUUGGUAAAUUUAAAAUUAAUUUAUCUUAAAUCAUUAUUUCCGUGUUAUACAAUUAUGAUUUUGAAUCGUGUUAGUAUGGUGCAGGAAAAACGACAAUUAAUCGAUGAAACAUUGGAAUGUUUCGAAAAAUUGUUAAAUUAUAAAUUACCAUCGCUUAUUGUUCAUGAAAUUUUCAAAUAUUUUAAUUUUUCUGACAUGCGAAAUAUGUAUAGAGCACUUUAUCGUCGACGUGAAUUGAUAAUGAAGCAAUUUAAACAAAAUUAGAAGAGAGGAAAAAAAAAUUCUUUGCUCGCACUCAAAGCAAAAAAAAUGGCUGUUACAAAUAAUUAAUUAAUUAAAUUAAUUAUGU